Messenger RNA from Echinops telfairi (small Madagascar hedgehog), 786 nucleotides. RefSeq names its product spermatogenesis associated 4 (gene SPATA4). Lineage: Eukaryota; Metazoa; Chordata; Mammalia; Afrosoricida; Tenrecidae. The record is from RefSeq and is a predicted model, not a curated record. The coding region runs from base 1 to 786 and encodes 261 amino acids. Gene Ontology annotation, biological process: negative regulation of execution phase of apoptosis; regulation of cytoskeleton organization. Gene Ontology annotation, cellular component: axoneme. Gene Ontology annotation, molecular function: microtubule binding. The transcript has 5 exons.
AUGGCUGCCGCCGGCCCGACAGGAAGACGUUGGUGGCCGCCGGCGGCAGCCUCAGCCGAGCCAUCCCCGCUUCCGCCCCAGCCAGCAGCGCCCGCCCGCGGGAAGCCCAGGGCGGGUCUGGUCUACCCGCCACCCCCGAAAAGAUGCCGCCUGUCGCGGCCCGUGCUGCGCUGGCUGCAGAGCCUGGACCUCACCUUCUUCCCCAGGAACAUCAGCAGGGAUUUUUCAAAUGGCUUCCUGGUUGCAGAAAUAUUCAGUGUAUAUUUCCCCUGGGACUUUAAAUUGUCUUCCUUUGAAAAUGGAACCUCUUUAAAAGUCAAAUUGGAUAACUGGGCACAGUUGGAGAAGUUCUUGGCAAGAAAAAACUUAAAAUUACCUAAAGAACUUAUCCAUGGAACCAUUCACUGUAAACCUGGAGUACCUGAAAUCCUGAUACAAGAGGUCUACACUUUGUUAACACAUCGAGAAAUUAAAAGUAUCCAGGAUGACCUUGUGAAUUUUACAGACUACAGUUACCAGAUGCGUUUGCCCCUGGUGCCCAAGUCGACAGCCUCAAAGUUUAUUAAAGAUAAUAUCCGGCUAUCAGAAUUACUAAGUAAUCCCAACAUUCUCAGCAAUGAACUCAAAGUAGAGUUUCUCUUCCUUUUACAAAUGUUGCAAAGAAAAUUAAGCAGAAAAUUGAAUCCAAAUAAAUACUACUUAGGAAGAAAAUUAAUGGUAGGUGACUAUUUCUUUGAACUAUGUUUAGAAUCCAGUUCCACCCCAGAUAAGGCAAGAGAUGACUAA